Bursaphelenchus okinawaensis is the source of this 1873-nucleotide messenger RNA. NCBI's taxonomy places the organism in Eukaryota, Metazoa, Nematoda, Chromadorea, Rhabditida, Aphelenchoididae. The record is from the annotation of a GenBank genome assembly.
AUGCGUUUGAUGACAUUUCGUACCAGGAAAAGGAAAAAGAGUGACAAAAGAAAUGUUAAGGUAUGUUUUUCUAAUAAUUAUAAAUUUUACAUUGUAAAAAGGGAAACGUGAAAUUACUUUUUUGCUUCUACGUCAAUAUGGGCUUCUAUAGUAUUACAUUGGCACCUUUUAUAGCAAUAUAAUAUUACGAUAGCUUUAAUGUAAAAGCUUCUACUACUUUUUAAGAUUAUAUCUUUUGACUCUUCUAUAAUAUAUCAAUAGUCAUCGUGUUAAUAUAUAAACAUUGCACACGUGGAUUCCUGUGAAUAUUAUCCUUGUUGUACUCGGACUAAUCCUGUUUUCAAAACUUUCAAUCUUGCUUUAUUUGUAAUAAGCUGACAACGUGCUGGAUUACUUUUAUUGCAUUUUUAGUAGCUGUAAACAUGUUGGAGGAUGACUUAAUAUCUGUUCGGUCAAAAAGUUGGUAGAGGAGGUGACUGGGGCUUAAAAAAGAGGAUUUUAGCUCAUUUAAGUACUAUAUAACAGUUUAUAUUGUUGUUAAUAAGCUUAAAAACCGUUUGAAGAGCUUUUAAUUACGAAUUUCAUUGGUCAAAAAGUACAUAGAAAAGCAAAUUCUUGAUUGUUCUCUUUAAUUUUUGACUUUAUUUUAAUACGCUUUGUCUUACUGUUCAUUUUCUAUGGACGGUGAGCAGUAUCUUUAGUCAUAAUUGUCAAUAACGCAACAUUAUAGUACACAUUGCACUAUCUCAACCUUGAAAAUCUCCGUUUUUAUGAAAUUUUCGAAUCAUAAAACGGAUACUGUAUUUUAAAUUAGCCGCAGAGACUAAUAAUAUUAUAAUUAAAAGAGGUCCGGCCUUCUCCUUUGUUGUUAACGAGACUUCUGAACUACAAACACUUCGUACAUACGACGUGCGCAGUCAUUAGUAUUUCUUGCUUUUCAGCCGCUUUUUUAACUUUUUGCCCGUUUUUAAUAUUACAAGUUAAUAAUUUCGCUUCAGUUUGGGGCAGCCGGCUUCCUUUCCGCUCGGCCGAGAAUGGAAAGUCAGCUUCAGAAUCUGGUGCGUCAGAUAAGCGAACGGCACAAGGUAAGGUGAUAUUGUUGUAGAGUAGGUGUUGUUGAGGUUAGUAAUACUUAUUUUUAAGUAAAUCAUUUUGAAAAUGGCAUGUUGCAGUUAAUGUUACUGUCCAAUAACAUCUAAACAAUAAAAAUGGAAAACUUUGCUGAUUACUUAUUACCUUGACUUAGCUGAUUAGAUGUUGUCAUAGUAACAAUUUCAUUUAGCAGAAAAUGAAGCCGAAGCCGUUGAAUUUAAAAUACAUUUCGAAUUUGGAAACCGGCUUGAAGCUGAAGAAAGGGCGAGGAAGGCCGAGGAAGAAUCCACGACCAGAAGAUGUUGAAGUAGUCAAAGAAGGUCAUCAACAGAACAUCAACUUCAAGAAACUCAGCGUUACACAACAGCAUAAUCUACAAAAUGUUACUGUAGAUGUUGUUAACAAUAUUACGAAUAUCUUGAUGAAAACUUUUGAAGACAGCCAACAGAUUCUCAAAAAUGACAACGAUGGAAAACGGAAUCAGAAGAGUGAUGACCAGUUUGACAAUAUUCUGAAGGCUAAUGGCAGUAAGCAACUUUUAAGGUAUAGUGACGAACAGAAACAGCUUCUGAAGGCAGACGAUGAUAAACAGAAUCAGGAAGUUAGCAAUGAUAAACAACUCAUGAAGAGUGAUAACUAUGUUAAGGAUAUUGUGAUCCCUAAGGGUGCCAAAAGGAGGAAACUAGCCAAACCACUGCCUUAUCUAGGCAACAAUUCUGAUACUGAAGAAAUGGAGCCGGCUCCAAUUAAAGUCCAAUUUCAGAACGGUCUGGCGUUUUAA